UUUGCAAAGCAUUGAGCCUUUCUCUUUUAUUUUUAUUUUUGUUUUUUAUUUUUUUAUUUUUUAUUUUAACUAAGCAAGUGAACCUUUUCUUUGGAGAAUUCUCAAUUUCUCAAGUACAGGACUCAGGAGACUAGGUUAACGCUGUUACCCAACAAACGGAACGUCUCUCUCUCUCUCACACACACAAAUGACAUGAGCUGAAAACGGAUGUUGGAGGGUUGGAGUAACGCGCGUACUGGAUCUGGUUUUCGACACUUCCAAAGCCUCAAACAACUACUACGGCUGCGAAUUCUUUGCUUAGAGCCUCGAUUUGAUCGAAACCUUCCCCCCAAAACCACUUUCCUCUGCUCUCACAGCGUCGCCAUUCAUCUCUCCGCAUUGGCGUUCUCUCUCCCCCAAAGAUCUUUGUUUUCUUCUGCCAGAGUCCACUUACUAAAAAUGGCAGCAACCGCAGCCUCUGGCCUGCAAAUGGCAACUGCUAGACCCUGCAUUUCUUCUUCUUGCAGAAUUUUUCAAGCGAGGACUGCAAUUCUUGGUGUCAAUACAAAACGAGCAUCAUGGGCUGAGCUCACAAGUACUUCUCAUAUAUCAUGUGUACAGCCUUUCCGUGCGAGUCUUAUGCCAUAUUCUACGAAUUCUGGUAAGAGCAUCACAAAAGCAAUGUCUGAAGCUAGUGGAAACAAGUCCAUGGCUGGGUUGCCUAUUGAUUUAAAAGGUAAGAGGGCUUUUAUUGCUGGUGUAGCUGAUGACAAUGGCUAUGGUUGGGCAAUUGCAAAAUCUCUUGCUGCCGCUGGUGCUGAAAUUCUUGUUGGCACAUGGGUUCCUGCUUUAAACAUUUUUGAAACCAGUUUACGCCGUGGGAAGUUUGAUGAAUCACGCACGCUGCCAGAUGGUUCACUGAUGGAGAUUACCAAAAUAUAUCCCCUAGAUGCAGUUUAUGACAAACUUGAGGAUGUACCUGAAGAUGUAAAAGCAAAUAAGCGCUAUGCUGGAUCCUCUAAUUGGACCGUUCAGGAGGUUGCUGAAUCUGUAAAGCAGGACUUUGGUAGCAUUGACAUUCUUGUACACUCACUUGCUAAUGGCCCUGAGGUGACUAAACCUCUGUUGGAGACAUCUAGAAAAGGAUACCUGGCAGCUAUAUCUGCAUCUAGUUAUUCUUAUGUUUCUUUACUCAAGCAUUUCCUUCCCAUAAUGAAUCCAGGUGGUGCAUCGAUAUCUCUUACAUACAUUGCUUCUGAGAGAAUCAUUCCAGGGUAUGGUGGGGGCAUGAGCUCUGCGAAAGCUGCAUUAGAGAGUGACACACGAGUGCUUGCUUUUGAAGCUGGAAGGAAGCACAGGAUUAGAGUCAACACCAUAUCUGCUGGUCCCUUGAGAAGCCGUGCUGCAAAAGCAAUUGGGUUCAUCGACACCAUGAUUGAAUAUUCAUUAGCAAAUGCGCCAUUACAGAAGGAAUUAUCCGCAGAUGAGGUGGGAAAUGCAGCUGCAUUCCUGGCAUCGCCUUUGGCUUCAGCCAUCACGGGUGCCGUUCUAUAUGUCGACAAUGGUCUAAAUGCAAUGGGCGUCGGAGUCGACAGUCCAAUAUUUAGCGACCUUGACAUUCCGAAGGACAAGCACUAGAGGCAGUAGUGGGCAUUUUCACGUCAAGCUGAGGUUCAGAACCUUUGGUUCAGCAUGAAUGCUUCUUUUUUUGUUAUUUUUUAUUUAUUUUUUCUCCUGUUGUAGUCAUCACCUGAGGAUGGAUUGGCCUGUUGCCCCUGUUUUGUCAUGAGCUGCUUCCCUUCUGUAGUGAGAAUUUGUUUACUGUUUUUUCUUUUUCUUGGGUAGCAAUGUCUCCUUAUGAUAACAAUGGAAAGAAAAACAGAGAGCCAAAAGAGAGAGAGAGAGAGAGAGAGAGGAGGGUUCUUUGGUAAGUAUGAAAUGUUUCAUGGGCUUGCUUUUUGUUGGCUGUAUUAUUGAGAAAUGAAGCUUAUGGAGGAAACAGUGAAUGAUUUUUACCUGUUUACAUUAAAAACAGUACUUUAUGUGAUAAUGAUUAAUUAGAGAUGCUAAUUA
Malania oleifera is the source of this 2052-nucleotide messenger RNA. RefSeq names its product enoyl-[acyl-carrier-protein] reductase [NADH], chloroplastic-like. The record is from RefSeq and is a predicted model, not a curated record. The coding region runs from base 208 to 1617 and encodes 469 amino acids. The transcript is spliced from 13 exons. Gene Ontology annotation, biological process: fatty acid biosynthetic process. Lineage: Eukaryota; Viridiplantae; Streptophyta; Magnoliopsida; Santalales; Ximeniaceae. Gene Ontology annotation, molecular function: enoyl-[acyl-carrier-protein] reductase (NADH) activity.